GUUGAACACGUACGCUCGCUGCUUAUUAUGCGAUUAGCUAGGUCAUUUACAAGCGCUUCUUACACCACACAGUAAGAGGCGUGGCUGCGGCCCUAUUCUCCAAUACAUAGCAGCAAUGCUUAACGACUGACAGAAGCACGAAUAAGUGAAAGGCUAUAGAGCGCUUAAACACUGCUAUACAUUCCUGUUUACUGAGCGGCGACGACGUGCUGCAUGGAAUAGUCGUAAGACGACGAACAAGCCCAGGCACCGCAACGGAGGCCCUGACCAGCGCAGUAGUAUAAGAGUAUUUGUCGUCUACUAAAAAUGGGGUUGUUAACCCUUUCUUGCGCCGUCACGCGCGAGUUGUUAGGUGCAGUCUUCGGACGCGGCACCUGCAAGACACCGCAAAACAAUCCUGUAGGCGUUUCCUACCAGCAGCUUACGCAGCUACAAGCGCGUUGCCUGUUGUCGGCUUGCGCUUUUUGGACGACAUUGACAGCUGUCGCCCUGCCAUCACUGCUUAUUUUCGGCCUCCUGGUCAUUCCAACCUGGAUCGCGGCGGAAAUCGUAUUCUUCGCCUGGUGGCUGCUUCUCUACCGCCGUCUCAACGCUCAACCCGUUCCUCACCGUCCAGCUCAGCAUGAAGACCCACGAAAAGUGUUUGACCGCUUCGUGAAUGAACAGGCAGCCCUGUCUCGCUACAUCGACAUCACGGAUAUGGUAUCUAGGUGGCAUUGGAACGUCCCAGCCUCGCAGCUAACUCGGGGAAACGUGGCAGACCUGCUCUGCUACGGCUUCUUCUACCGCUCCCAGCAGCAGCUGGCGGCCGAGGGGCAGCCAGACCUGCCGGACCAGCUGGUUUCGGAGAUUGAGGCCGCUUGGGGCGUGCGCUUCCCAGAGGGGCCCUACAAGCCGCUGCCCAUGAUGACCCACCUCUGGGAGCCCGUGCGGUGCUUCUACCGGCCGCUCAUCUUCUACGCGGGUGUGGAGCUGCUGAUGCUGCUGAAGCAUGUGAUGCUGCGGGCGGCGGGCUUCAAGGCCUAUACGAUGAACGGCAUGCGGUACUACACAUACGGCUUGCCCGUCCCCGGCAACACCUCCUGCUCCGCCACCACCACCACCUCACACUCCUCCACUGCCCCCACGUCUAAGUCCGCCAACUGCAACGGCUCUAGCUCCGCGCCCGAACCCACAUCCGCCGCCGCCGCCACGGCUGCAGCCUCCACCGCAUCGUCCGCUGCCACCGCACCCAUCCUGUUCCUGCACGGCGUAGGCUUGGGGCUUCUGCCGUACCUUAACUUCCUGUUGCGCCUGUCUUCCCUGCGGCGACCCGUCGUGGCAGUAGAGGUACGGCACCUCUCCAUGCGCGUGUGUACGGCAGUCCCGGAGGAGGACGAGGUGGUGGCGACCAUUGUGGAGGCGCUGGCGCGACACGAUGUACGGCAAGUACACGUGACGGGGCACUCGUACGGCACCUUCAUGGCGUCUCGGCUGGUGCAGCUGCACAAACCCAUGGUGGCGAGCUUGACGCUGCUGGACCCGGUUUGCUUCGUCAUGUUCUCCGGCAAGCUGAUCUACAACUUCGUCUACCGCAACCCCUCCGUGGGCGCCUCGCUGCUCACUUGGUUCAUCUCCCGCGACCUGUCGCACGCCACGUCCGUGAGCCGCCGCUUCUACUGGUCGCUGCUCAACCUGUGGCCCGACCAGCUGCCGCAGCACACGCUGGUGGCGCUGUCGGCGCAGGACGAGCUGGUGCCGGUGCAGGAGGUGCUGACCAUGCUGGAGUCCCGCCCCGCCACCCGCGUGCUGCUGCACCCCUCGCACCGCCACGCGGACUUCAUCAAGGACCUGCCCUGGCAGGCGCGCAUGGUGCAGGAGGUGGCGGAGCUGGUGCACGAGGCGGCGAUGGGGGCGGCGGCGGACGCGGCAGCGAAGGCUGCCAGCACCUCUGGCGUUGGAGGAGGAGGCGUGGAGGCCAAGGACGCGGAGGAGGGCCGCCUGGCUGCCAGCCACCACCACCACCACCCCGUACACCACCAGGAUAACUCCAUGCGGGUGCAGGGACCUGAGGAUGACGAGGAGGUGGAGGAGGCACAGAAGGAGGGCAAGGUGGGCGUGGAUGUGGCUGCCAGCGCGACUGUGACCGCCACCAUCACCACAGCAGCAGCCGCAUGCGCUGCCACUGGCAAGCAGCAGUGUGGUGGCGGCGACGCCGCCUCCACCGACGCUCCUAAGCCCGCAUGUAAGCCUGCAUGCAAGCAGCAGCAGCACUGCCCGGCGGCUAGCAAGGGGCGGCCCCAUGCGCAUCCCCACCAGCACCACAGCCGUAGCGACAGCGCCAGCUCCUAUGAGGUGGUUGCGGCCGGCGUGGGUUCCAGAGCCGGCAGCAUGGGCGGCAGUGGCGUGGGCGGUGGGCCCGUUACUGGUGGCAGCGGCCUGUUUGGAGGUGGCAUCCCCUCCGGCAAGAAGGUGGUAUAGCAGCUGGUGGUGCGGCUGCUGCUCCGAUGUGCAGGCAGCUAGGGGAAAUUAAUAGAAGAUACUAAGUGUUUAUGGUGAUAAGGUGUUUUUGCUGUUGGCAGUUAGCCAGGGGAGAUGGAGUAGCAUGCCGUGAUCACGUUUUCCUUGGUGCCUGAUUGGGUCGUGUGGAUACAUUUCUAGUAGGUAGGAUGGGGGGGCUCUAUUACUCGUGGUUCUAGGUAUCUAAGAGGUGCUGUUGAUGCCUUGAACCCAUGGUUGGGCGUUGUAUGUAUACAGGGCAGCGGCAGCGGCGAAUGCUGGGGUCAUGGGUGACCGCAGAAGUGAGCUAGGAUGAAGUGCGACAGAGAAUGAGCCAGGAAUGCUCGUGCAUGUUAUUCUAUAUUUAUGGUGCGGCCAGGGCGCGUUUGCGUGAUGCCGUUUCUUACUUGCACAGCCGUGACCGGGUUUGCGUCAAGGUUGCAUGCAAGCGAAUAGAGGUACUGUCAACCAUUUUGCGCGUCUGGUUACAAAUCACUAUAACCCCAUCUUCCGACGAAGCCCACGUUGUACUCUUUUUACCAAGACUGCAUGCAUACACUGCUCCCAUCGGAGCUGACUUUUGCAUCUAGCCGGAACGGCCUUUUAACGUUCUCCUCCAUACCUAUCUCUUUUAUUUCUUAUGAGCUGGCGAGCGUCGUAUUUGCCGUGCUUGAACCGUAAAUGGGGUCAAGCGCUGCGUGUGCUGGUCGCUGACGUUACAAUGAACGAACAUGUCUUGUGUCGUCCGUACGUGUCGUAGCAGGUUACCCGCUAGCUCUCGGUUGUAAGCCAGGGAAGCUGUCGGUGUGCCCUUCAGUCGUCAUGUGCUGACGCUUUAACUUUAGGCCCUCGUGUUCAGUAAGCCCCCGGAUGCGCUGGAUGCCUGGCCGGGUGGUUGGGUGUUGCACUCUUUGUCCGGCGACCAGCAUGCAUGCCCUAACAGUGGUCCAUUCCUG
Astrephomene gubernaculifera is the source of this 3434-nucleotide messenger RNA. The record is from the annotation of a GenBank genome assembly. Lineage: Eukaryota; Viridiplantae; Chlorophyta; Chlorophyceae; Chlamydomonadales; Astrephomenaceae.